AUGUCCCACGUGUGUGGCGAACUGCGUUAUGACCAAAAAAAGCUGGCAGGCAGUCAUGGACGCAAGAACGUCCCUCCGGCCGUUUUUCAAACAAUUCCGAUUGGUCCCCAGCUUCAAGCGUUGUGGCUUGAACGAGGUAGUGCAGGGACCGAUGUAUUGGACGAUGUUGCAAAUGAGAUGACGAGGCAUCACCCAGUUCUAGCACUUUGCAGCAAUGGAUGGAAGGUCCAGGCUAUCGCUACUGAACGUUAUCCCUCGUGGGAGUCAACACACAUCAAGAAGAGGAAGAAGUCUUCAUAUGUCAAUUCAGUGUCCUCUGGUACCAAGCGAAAAAUUACGAAAUUCAGUAAUGCACCAUCUGAUUCGGAGCCACCUGCUGACCUGAGAUCUCCAACCCCCUCCAAGGAUUCCGAUCACUGA
This is a messenger RNA of Suillus plorans, 420 nucleotides long. RefSeq lists its product as uncharacterized. NCBI's taxonomy places the organism in Eukaryota, Fungi, Basidiomycota, Agaricomycetes, Boletales, Suillaceae. The record is from RefSeq and is a predicted model, not a curated record. Bases 1 to 420 code for a protein of 139 amino acids. The transcript is spliced from 2 exons.